UGUCCGGAGAUCUGCCGCUGUUCUCAGAAGAGCAUCACCUGUAACAGCGCGACGGAGAGCCUGAAGAGCAGGACUCACAGCAGACUGAGCAUUUCCAACACUGGCAUAAGUGUAUUCCCUGACCUGACCUCCAUCUUCUCCCUGGAGUCCGAUUUCAUUCUGUAUAUUUGUGAUAAUCUCAACCUGCGUUUAGUCCCAACAAAUGCUUUCAUCGGAAUGACGAGUGAAUUCAUCACAAUGAAUCUCUUUAACAAUGGAUUUCAAGAAAUAGAAAGCCAUGCCUUCAAUGGAACUAAAAUAGAUAAACUGGUAUUAAAGAACAACAAAUAUCUGCGUGUGAUUCAUGAAGACGCUUUCGAAGGAGCGUUUGGCCCCACUAUGCUUCCAUCUGACGUCACCUCUGGUGAUUCUCUAACACUGGAUGGUCCUCUUGCAUCUGACAUUGUUGGAUUCACAUCAGCUGAGGACACGUUUGGCAGCAUGGACUUCUAUUACCCAGAGCUGGACCUGUGUCAGCGCCGACCGGCCCUCCAGUGCAGCCCAGAGGCUGACGCCUUCAACCCCUGCGAAGACAUCGCCGGAUUUGGCUUCUUGCGAGUGGCUAUUUGGUUCAUCAACGUUCUGGCCAUCGUCGGCAACCUGACAGUGCUGCUUGUGUUAUUCACCAGCCGCUGCAAACUGACCGUCCCGAAAUUCCUCAUGUGCCACCUGGCCUUCGCUGACCUCUGCAUCGGCGUGUAUCUGCUUAUGAUCGCCACCGUGGAUCUCAUGACACGAGGGCAUUACAGCCAGCACGCUAUCGAGUGGCAAACUGGAGUGGGAUGCGGGAUCGCCGGGUUUCUGUCCGUGUUUGGCGGUGAACUAUCUGUCUAUACUCUGUCUACCAUUACCGUUGAGCGCUGGCACACGAUCACACACGCUCUCCGUCUGGAACGACGUCUGGGAUUGAGGCACGCUUCAUCGAUAAUGGUCGUCGGAUGGGUGGUUUGUCUAGGAAUGGCUCUCCUCCCCUUAAUGGGCGUCAGCAGCUACAACAAAGUCAGCAUGUGUUUGCCGAUGGACAUCGAGACGCCUUUAUCCCAAGCCUAUGUUAUACUCCUCCUGCUGUUCAACGUCGGCGCUUUCCUGGUGAUUUGCAGCUGCUACGUGUGCAUUUACACCGCCGUUCGCAACCCCGAGUUCCCCGGACGCGCCGCCGACGCCAAGAUCGCCAAACGCAUGGCUGUGCUGAUCUUCACCGACUUUCUGUGCAUGGCGCCCAUUUCGUUUUUCGCCAUCUCUGCGGCCUUUAAAGUCCCGCUCAUCACGGUGACCAAUUCGAAGAUCCUCCUUGUGCUUUUCUACCCCAUCAACUCAUGCGCAAACCCCUUCCUCUACGCCAUCUUCACCAGGGCCUUCAGAAAGGACGCAUACAUCCUUCUGAGCUCCAUGGGCUGCUGCGAGAGCAAAGCCAACUUGUACCGAAUGAAGACGUACUGCUCGGAGAACAUCAACCGAAGCAAGAGCAGCUCCGGCUCCAAUGGGAACUCCAAAGCUCCUCGCGCUGUUGUGUGGAUGUCCAGCUUUCCUCACGUAACACCUCGACCGCGGAUGCAAAGGGUGUAGGGAAACGGACAUUCAGACUCAUUUAAUUCCAUUAUUUUCUUGGUGUUCUGCCCUUGAACUUUGCUCAAUCUUAUCUGGGAAGAUGAUAUGGUUUUCAGAGGACAAUGCAACUCAUUUCCCCUCUUAUCUGUCAAUGUAUUGACUUACAAUUCAGAAGACACAUGAGUCUUUUGACAGAGAAUCUAGAUGCAUCAAAAAGCCACAUUAUGUGACAAUCUCUACAAGAUCGUUCUUACUUUACAGUGAGGUGGGAACCAUCAGUCAUUUUCAGAAACUCUUCACAUGCUACAAGAGCAUUUUAUCCAUUUGUUGCCUGAAUUCAAUCUGAUUACUGUUUUACAUAAUUGCUGUAAAAAGUUCAAUUUGUCAGUUUGAGGUCUUUUAAUGUGGAAAAGAGUUUCCUUAUUUAAGGUAUAGGCCUUAACUAAGCUAUAUCCUCCUGAGACCCAGCUAUGGAGUUUUUGCCUCUGUAGUGGACAU
Molecule: messenger RNA, 2085 nt
Organism: Sinocyclocheilus grahami
Lineage: Eukaryota; Metazoa; Chordata; Actinopteri; Cypriniformes; Cyprinidae
Product: lutropin-choriogonadotropic hormone receptor-like
Exons: 6
Biological process (GO): male gonad development; phospholipase C-activating G protein-coupled receptor signaling pathway; hormone-mediated signaling pathway
Cellular component (GO): plasma membrane
Molecular function (GO): thyroid-stimulating hormone receptor activity; G protein-coupled peptide receptor activity; luteinizing hormone receptor activity
Source: RefSeq, a predicted model, not a curated record